Colletotrichum chrysophilum is the source of this 906-nucleotide messenger RNA. RefSeq lists its product as uncharacterized. NCBI's taxonomy places the organism in Eukaryota, Fungi, Ascomycota, Sordariomycetes, Glomerellales, Glomerellaceae. The record is from RefSeq and is a predicted model, not a curated record. Bases 1 to 906 code for a protein of 301 amino acids. The transcript is spliced from 3 exons.
AUGGGUCCUACUCCCGAUACUGAGACCGCUCGCACACCUGAGUCAGUUGACCUGCGCCCCAGCACGACUACCUCAGCGAGCAAGGAGAAGGCUGGAAAGGACCUUAGCCGUACCGACGCCGCUGUCGAGGCGAAGGAUGGCUACCUGUCUGAGCCAUCUGACCGACAGGACGAGGCGGUUCAUGUUGCCACAGUUGCCACCCCAGCCACAGAUGGGGCCGAGAUCACCGUUGCCAUCGCCAUCGAAAAUAGAGACACCACCGACUCCAUUCAACCCGCGGAUGCUGCUGAUGCCAAGGAUGAUGCGGACGACCCUGAGAACGGCAUCUUCGUCAUCGAAGCCAUCGUUGGUCAUCAAUGCGACCCUGAUGAUCCCACCCUCUUCCAGAUGCGAGUGUGCUGGAUGCACGGUAAGCCGACGUGGGAACCCGAGUCAAGCAUCCAAGAGGAUGCGGAGGAAGCACUCUUUGCAUACUGGGACACCGUAGAGGGCGGUCGCGAAGGCGCUAUGGUCGACAUAAAUCUUUGGCACGUGCUCAAGGUCGAGAAACACAAACAGGAGGCUACCGGUACUGUGAAGCUGCAUGUCGCCUGGGUCGGAUCACAUGAGCGUACGUGGGAGCCCGAGGAUCAAGUCUUGCAGAACGCGCGCGAGCUUGUUGAUGACUACUGGGCUACCCGUGGCGGACGUCAGAAGCACGUCAAGUCCAUUGCCAUACCCGUUAAGAGGAAACACCGCUACCUCGGGGGCUCAGUCGACGUGGAGCAGGUUGCCGGGGCGGAGGAGCUGGCGGGUGCGGAUGGAGAGCCUCCAAACAAGAGUGGUCGUAUUCGUGGCGACAACAAACCGACUUCACAACCAGUCCACGCCGGAAGUUAUGGGGACAUCGUCGGUCACCUGCCGUGA